Cetraspora pellucida is the source of this 543-nucleotide messenger RNA. The record is from the annotation of a GenBank genome assembly. Lineage: Eukaryota; Fungi; Glomeromycota; Glomeromycetes; Diversisporales; Gigasporaceae.
AUGCAACUUGAAUCUAAAAUUAAUAAUAAUAAUGAAAAUUUAAUGAAAAAUUCUAAAUAUCAAUUCAAUUUAAGUGAAGAAAUUUCUAAAAAAACUGUAAAAAAAAGUGUAGUUGAAUUUAUUGCUAGAAAAUUAAUUGAUUAUUUUAAAGAAACUAAAGUUUAUAAUAUUAUUAAAUCAAUAGGUAAAUUAAAUAUUUCUGAUAGAAGAAUAAAAGAAUACCAAAAUCUUAAUCUUCUUUUAAAAAUAGAAAAAUAUUUAAAUUAUAUUAAAAAAUUUGUUACUAUUAAAAAUUUUGAAAAUGAUUAUUUAACUCUUAAUAAUAAUAUUGAUGAAUUAUUUAAUAAUUUUUAUAUAAGUUUAGGAAUGAAUAUUAAUCAAAAAGAAAUUAAUUAUAAAAAUAAUCAUAAUACUAAUAACAAAAAUAAUUUUAAUAAUAUUAAUAAUAAUACAUAUAUUAAACUAGAACCAAAUAAUCAAAGUAAUUUAGUACACAUAUCUAAUGAAAUAGAAAUACAUUUAGAUAAUAAUAAACAACUUUAA